CACUCUCGUUCCUCAUGUCGGAAACCCAAACGGGCGUGCAGCAUUCUUGAAGACGAUGGAUUUUGCUUUGCCUCGAUGGAUUUAUGUUCGACUUUCGAAAUCCGUCGAUCGGAAUAGAAGCGAAGGCAAAAUCGCGGUUCUUCUUCUUAUUUCUUGUUCUCGACGACGACACCCAUUGCCGCACAACCGCCGGAUAAUCACGAGCACCCCUGUUGAUUGGAAACGACGUCCACCGACCCAUCCGUCCAUCUUUCCAUCCAUCCAUCAUCCAUUGCACUGCAUAGCAAAGCAGACUCUCGGGACGCAUUAUUGAUUUUUGAUUUGAUUUGAKUCGAUUCGAUUCGAUUUSAKUYKAUUYYAUUCCAUUCCCACAAAACAACCGCCGCAAUGAAAUUCUUUGGAACCCCGCAGGCGGCCAUGGCGGCGGCRCUCUCCGUGGCCUCGUCCACGGCGUUUGCACCGAUGCCGGCCCUUGUCCACGGGCCGGUGCCCCUCUCGGCGCCGCACCAGCAGCGCCGGCGGAGGGGAGCAAGGGGGACGACGACCGGCCUCGCCUCGAGCCGGCAGGAAGACGCCGAGGACCGGAUCGUCUCGCUGAAGAAAUCCUGGAGCGACCAAUCCGGCGUCUGCCUCCCGUCCGAGGAAACCGAGGCUCCCCCCGCCCUGGCGAUGCUCGGGAACCUAAAGAAGAAGUACUGGAAGCUCCCGCCGGCCCCGGAGGACCAGUUCAUCAUGACGGGGGACAUCUUCACCCUCUUUCUGUACGCCUUUACCAGCCACUCGAUCAACGACGCCAUCGUGGGGGGCCUCCUGGAGGACCCCUCCCUGACCAUCCCCGAGGCCGUCAGGGAACUCGACCCGCUGCAGACGGUGGUGAAGCUCCAGACGCCGGUCUGGGUGGACCUGGCMUCGAACCCCAACGUUCCCUUUGGGAACCCCUCGGUCGACCACGCCCUGGAGGUGACCGCCCGGGAGUCCCUCAUGAACCACUGGGGGAUUUUGCUCAGCACGGAGGGAUCGGCCUGCGUCGCCCUGUGCACCUGCUGGCUGGUGGCCGGCUACCUGCACCGGUCCUUUUCCUUUGACAACUCGACCUACUGCGGGGGGGACAAGGCCCUCACCAAGACGGUCGAGACCUGGGCGACGGCYGCCCUGCUGCUGGCCUGGUGCGCCGCCGGGGCCGAGGGCCUGGCCGGCCACUUCCCGGCCCUCCAGGCACUGGUCUGCGGACAGUGCCACCCGCCCAGCCAGGUGGUCCUGACCCAGUCGGACCUCCUCUUUGUCGUCGACAGCCUGACGGUCCUGAUCGCCUGGAGGUGGUCGGCCCACCGGAUCCUCAACACCUUUCGGUAACAAAGGGCGGCGCCGUUCUUUGGCCGAUGGAAGGGGCGAAACAGAAACAGAAACAGAAACGACCAUUCGGAAUGGGAUCCCUUGUUCCCGUUGCGGCCGGCCGGGCAGUGUCCGGGGGACGGAAGGAUCCCUUCCGAGCGCACCCGGUUGCGACACCGAUUGCGACACCGAUUGCGAUGGGAAACGAACCACCGCGCCGGUGUUGUAACACCCCCCCCCCAAAAAAAAAACGACCCGGGUCCAUCGCGGGGUGCCUCGGCCUCGGGGGUUUGUGAUGCGCAACUUGCGGUACGGGAGCGGCACUCUAGAACGCAUCGAAUCGCAUCGCAUCGAAUCGCAUCGCAUCGCAUCGCAUCGCAUCGCAUCGAUGGCAAUGAUAACAACAAUGAUUAGACACAAAAGCACUCGUUUCAAUCCUAGCCUUAUAGAAAU
Molecule: messenger RNA, 1785 nt
Organism: Pseudo-nitzschia multistriata
Lineage: Eukaryota; Bacillariophyta; Bacillariophyceae; Bacillariales; Bacillariaceae
Source: the annotation of a GenBank genome assembly